Molecule: messenger RNA, 333 nt
Organism: Arabis nemorensis
Lineage: Eukaryota; Viridiplantae; Streptophyta; Magnoliopsida; Brassicales; Brassicaceae
Source: the annotation of a GenBank genome assembly
AUGUCGAACAACGGCACAAAUAUGCAGGCCCUUGUUCCAAUUUUCAAAGGAGAGAAGUAUCAUUUGUGGAGUCUCAAAAUGAAGACGAUGUURCGAUCGCAGGAGCUAUGGGAUUUGGUGGAGACUGGUUUUGAAGAUCCGAAUCCGGAGGAACCCGAUCAACCWCUACGYGAYAAARGUAAGAAAGAUGCAAAGGCUUUGUUCUUCAUCCAAUCGGCACUGGAUGAGGAUAUUUUGUCCAGAAUUUCGGCAGUUAACACAGCUCAUGAAGCAUGGGAGAUCUUGAAGCAAGAAUACAUGGGUGCUCAGAAGGUAAUCAUUGUGAAGUUAUAA